Molecule: messenger RNA, 744 nt
Organism: Aegilops tauschii subsp. strangulata
Lineage: Eukaryota; Viridiplantae; Streptophyta; Magnoliopsida; Poales; Poaceae
Source: RefSeq, a predicted model, not a curated record
AUGGCCGCGUCCUGCAUUCACCUUGUCUUUCUCCUUUGUCUGGUCCCAGCCACCGCCGCCUCACCUCGCCGUAAUCUACGCAAGUCCCCGGCCGACAUCGCCGCGGCCGCACCGUUUCCGGCAGGCGCGUCACGGCCGACCACCUUCUUCCAGGUCGACCGCCCGCUCCGCCCGCCACCGGGCAGCACCGGCCCGUGCUCCACGCUCCUGCUAUCCGGCUCCUUUGCGUACACCUUCACCAAGCCGCCCGCCACCGCCGCGUACUCCCCGCCGCCCUGCCUGGGCGGCCGCGCCUCGGCGGUCUCCCUCGCCGUCCUCGAGUGGCACGCCACCUGCCGGGGAGUCCAGUUCAACAGGAUCUUCGGCGUCUGGCUCGGGGGCGCCGAGCUCCUCCGCGGCAGCACCGCCGAGCCGCUGCAGAACAGCGUCGUCUGGUCCGUCUCCAAGGACAUCACCGGGUACGCGUCCCUCCUCGCCACCGGCAACUCCACCCUCGCCGUCUUCGUCAAGAACCUCGUCAACAGCCAGUACACUGGCGUGUACUAUGCCAACGUCACGCUCCACGUCUACUUCCGCCACACGCCGACGAGGCCGCCGCCCGCCGUGGCUCCCGCCGACCUCAUCGUCCAGAUGUCCAGAGGCUUACCUCUCAACGACGGGCUCUGGUACAAGAUCCACAACGCCACCGACGUCGUGUCCACCAGCGUGACGUUGCCAUCCAACACCUACCACGCAAGGAAUUGA